AUGGCACGGGCUUUAAGCAUAGUCCGCUCUAGAUCCAUCUGCAUCGUUGCAAGUGGCAAGAUUUUAUUGUUUCUAUUGCUGAGCGAUAUCCCAGCGUGGUCUUUUCCCAGCACUGGGCCCUCAGGACACGGAGAGUCUGCCUCAGGCACGUGCACCCAGGUGCGGCCGCCCCACAGGGGUACUCUCCAAGUGCUGCGCGGGGACGGGGCCUCUGUGGGGACUGUCGUCGUGUUCCACUGCCCCUCAGGACACCAGAUGGUGGGGUCUGGCCUCCUCGCCUGCACCUGGAAGGGGAGCGUCGCUGAGUGGUCUUCGGAGACCCCUGUGUGCAAAGCUGUGACGCCCCAUGAGACCUUCGGCUUCAGAGUGGCUGUGAUCGCCUCCAUCGUCAGCUGCGCCAUCAUCCUGCUCAUGUCCAUGGCCUUCCUCACCUGCUGCCUCUUGAAGUGCGUGAAGAGGACCGAGCAGCGGCGCUUCGACAGAGCUGCCCAGCUGUGGCUCCAGCUGCGAGGUGAAGACCUGGGGACGCUGCAGGCCACCUACCUGGGCCUCCCGGGCUUGAAGAGCAGCAGCGGCAACGUGGGGCCCAGAGGCCAGCCUGGCCAGGAGCGUGGCCACCACAGCUUCACCACAGACCUCGGAGCGCUGGCUGGUGUGGCCGGCUGCGUGGACAAGGACCCCCGGGCCCCUGGCAGUGCCGCCUGCUCACCCUGGGCCCCGGUGACGGUGCCCAGUGAACCCCGGGAAGACCCCGCCUGCCCCCGGGCCCACCGCUGCAAGGCCCAGACAGCCCCGGCCCGAGCUGCCCUCCAAACCGAGGCGACCAGGCCGACACGUCAGCUGGCCACCAGUGUUUCCACGUGUGUCCAGCUCGAGGCGGGUCAGUGAAGUGAGCGUCUGGUUCCAGGAUCCUCAGGCCUGCUGCUGACCUGGGCGUGCCCUGUGCCUGCAGCAGCUGUGACAGCCGGGCUCCUGGGAAUCGCCCUGAGGCGGGCAGAGCAGCGGCAGCCCCCAGCCGGAGACCUGAGCGGCUGGACAUGAGGACAUCUGCUCUGCACAGCCCAGAGGGGGUGGACAGCCCGUCCUGGCUCCCAGCGGCCAGGCUGCCUCCACAGGGAGUGCUCCUCCCAGGGUCUGCGCGGUUGUGGGGCGGGUGGGAAGUAAACAAGUCUCAAACUGAAAAUCGCAGAGGGGAAACUGCUCAGUUCAACCCCUGCGAGCCACUCAGGGGAAGUGUCUCCAGCCUUUCCCCCAC
Messenger RNA from Myotis davidii, 1255 nucleotides. RefSeq names its product sushi domain containing 3 (gene SUSD3). Gene Ontology annotation, cellular component: plasma membrane. Lineage: Eukaryota; Metazoa; Chordata; Mammalia; Chiroptera; Vespertilionidae. The record is from RefSeq and is a predicted model, not a curated record. The transcript is spliced from 6 exons. The coding region runs from base 1 to 888 and encodes 295 amino acids.